CCCUCCACCACAAGAAAGAGCGGUCGACCGUCACAACAGCAGCACUGAACACUGUACCAUCUCCCACCAAAUGAAUCAUUGUGUUGAUCAUGAUGCAGACAUACUAGAUUUUCCUCUCUCUCGAUAGAUCCGUCCCACAUGGAAUUGUGGCUGCUAGAUCAGGUCCCAUGGAUUCGUAGUCAAAUCCACCAGUGUCCGUAUAUUGCGCGAACCAUCAAUUGGUCUCCGUCCAACGGCGGCUACAUAACCUAUACAUAAAGAGAAACACAACACACACUACCGACCGACGCUUGGUUGAAAACCAUGCCCAUGCCCGAGGCCUCCGAUCCGAUCGGCGCCGCAGCUGUCGGGUUCCCUGCUAAGAAGAUGGAAGGCUUUGUGGAAGCUCCUCUGUCCGAACGAGGGCUGGAGAUAGCCAAGAGUCGAGAAGAGCUUCUGCGCCUCCUGCACGAUCUCCCGGAAUCCGAGUUCGAGCUCUCCCUCACCGAUCUUGUGGAGAAAGGAACGGGGGUUGCCAGUGAUCCCGUGGCGAACAAGGCCGCGUCUUUGCUUGAAGGGCAGCUGAAUCGGGCCAAUGUCGUCAGUAAAGAGAGGAGGAGGAGGAAGAAGAAGAAGCGAAGCAGCAGCAGGAGUAGCUUCGGAAGCAGCAGCGACGGCGUGCUGCUCAACUUCUACGUGCCGGCCUCCUUGUCGCGAAGCCUAACCACGCCGAGGUCGAGCCGCCGGCCUGCCGCCGCCGCAGCAACGACGGACUGGCGACGACAAGAGGACAGAGAGAUGAAGACUUUAGGGUGCUGGUCGGGCCUGUGGCAGAGGGGGAGGGGGAAAUGAAGGGGACACUUGGGUAUCGUGUGUCGUUCAUCUUUUCUGAAGCAGCUAAGCCACGUCUUCUUCGUCCACCGAUAGGCUUCCAAAGUUGUCAUGUUUUGUCUGUAAAUGAUGUUUAACCCUUGUGGAUCGGCGCUGUCAUGUUCUCUUUGGUGCAUUAUAGCCUUUGAUUCCUCAA
Molecule: messenger RNA, 1006 nt
Organism: Musa acuminata AAA Group (dessert banana)
Lineage: Eukaryota; Viridiplantae; Streptophyta; Magnoliopsida; Zingiberales; Musaceae
Exons: 2
Coding region: 304-831 (175 amino acids)
Source: RefSeq, a predicted model, not a curated record